UGCAAAGAGUGUAUAUUUAGUUUCUUGAAGCUGCAUGAACAUUGAGAAAUGUUGAUAUUAUCUUAUCUUGCACAAUCUGCAGCUUGUCCGGUGAACUUUGAGUUUCUCAAUUACACCAUCAUCACAAGCCAAUGCAAAGGACCAAAGUUCCCACCUGAUAGCUGUUGUAAUGCUCUCAAGGAGUUUGCUUGCCCUUACACUGAGGAAAUUAAUGACCUAACUACAGAUUGCGCAUCAAUCAUGUUCAGCUACAUUAACCUGUAUGGAAACAACCCUCCUGGCCUUUUUGCUGCUGAGUGUCGGGAAGGUAAGGAAGGACUCGCAUGCCCUGCACUUCCACCAUCAAUGACAGACAACGCAAACACAGGUACCAUUGUUCCUAAUCCAUCCACACUGGUACUGAUGACAAUUAGCUUCCUAGUGUUGGUAUACCAGUUACUAUGA
This is a messenger RNA of Mangifera indica (mango), 444 nucleotides long. Its product is annotated as GPI-anchored protein LLG1-like. The record is from RefSeq and is a predicted model, not a curated record. The transcript has a single exon. Lineage: Eukaryota; Viridiplantae; Streptophyta; Magnoliopsida; Sapindales; Anacardiaceae. The coding region runs from base 49 to 444 and encodes 131 amino acids.